Messenger RNA from Odontomachus brunneus, 843 nucleotides. Its product is annotated as beta-1,3-glucan-binding protein-like. Gene Ontology annotation, biological process: carbohydrate metabolic process. NCBI's taxonomy places the organism in Eukaryota, Metazoa, Arthropoda, Insecta, Hymenoptera, Formicidae. The transcript has 6 exons. Gene Ontology annotation, molecular function: carbohydrate binding; hydrolase activity, hydrolyzing O-glycosyl compounds. The record is from RefSeq and is a predicted model, not a curated record. The coding region runs from base 1 to 843 and encodes 280 amino acids.
AUGACAAAGAUGACACAAGGAAUCACACUGGUGGCCUUCCACGUAAAGUUCAACGAGGACUUUGACGGUCUGGAAGCUGGACAUAUCGCUAAGGACAUCCUCAAGAUUCGUAACGGACGAUGGACCUACCAGGACCGAAACACCAUGUUGAAGAGGGACGACAUCAUUUAUUAUUGGGUCCACGUUGUGUAUCAGGGACUUGGUUACAACUUGAUUGAUCAGUCACACCGAGUUAUCGAUUUUUACAAUUCCGACGGCACGCUGCACGUCACCGACAGGAUUCAGCAUAAUUGCACGACAAAAUCGGCUACGUGGUUUUUCUCCAAAGAUGGCGUACGACAGCAAGCUUGUCCGCGUGAGCUCUUGUUCGAGGAUAACUUUGACAAUCUUGACAGCACAAAUUGGAAUUUUGAUCGACGUUUCGCUGGCCCGCCGAAUUACGAGUUUGCCUUCUAUAUGACUGAGGAUGUAACAGACGUGAGCGAUGGACAGUUACGCAUCAAGCCGAUCCUAACUAACGACAAAUUCGGCAAGAACUUUGUGACGCAAGGAAGAGUGGUCCUGGAGCGUUGCACAGGCCAGGUUGAUACGGACGAGUGUCAGCGCCAAGCUGCCGGUGCGUACAUCUUGCCGCCUGUGGUCUCUGGACGCUUAAAUACGAAGAGCAAAUUUGAGUUUUUGUUCGGGCGUGUCGAGAUACGAGCUAAGUUACCGCUCGGCGACUGGGUGUAUCCCGGUAAGUUUAUCGCGAACAUUCGUACACGAAUGUCCGCUAUUGCAAAAUUACUACUAAAUAAUCACUGCACUAAUCGUUUCUUUUAUUUAUUUUUUGAAUCCACCUGA